Messenger RNA from Vitis vinifera (wine grape), 977 nucleotides. Its product is annotated as bet1-like protein At4g14600. The coding region runs from base 279 to 680 and encodes 133 amino acids. The transcript is spliced from 4 exons. NCBI's taxonomy places the organism in Eukaryota, Viridiplantae, Streptophyta, Magnoliopsida, Vitales, Vitaceae. The record is from RefSeq and is a predicted model, not a curated record.
GAUGGUCCAUGCUCCUAUGUCGAAACAUGUUUCCUUAUAAAAUUUGAAAACAUUUGCCCCUUGGUAUUUGGUAUUUAAAUUCCGUCCAAGGGCUCCAGAUUCCACACCGUAAGAUUUUGAUUAUCUAAAUCCGGAGCCAACGGUGGAUUUCUGGCUUGACAACAUCACCGUCGGCAUUAAUCAAUAAUUCUAUAUAUUCAACACUAACGUACUGAUUGGAGAUUGAAAUUGAUUCUUCUGCUUCUAGGAUCUCUGUUCUCUUGCUGCCUUUCUUCUCCAUGGCGUCCACUUCACACAGAGGUGCUCCCUAUUAUGGCGCUGAUCCUUAUCGAUCCAGAGAAGGUCUUACCACGAGAGCGGCGGCUGGUUCUGAUGAAAUUCAAUUGCGUAUUGAUCCAUUGAACGCAGAUUUGGACGAUGAGAUCACUGGUCUCCGGAGUCAGAUUCGGCAGUUGAAAGGCGUUGCACAAGAGAUAGAGUCAGAAGCAACAUUUCAGAAUGAUCUCAUCAAUAAAUUGCAAAUGACCCUGGUCAGAGCUGAAGCAGGGGUUAAGAACAACUUAAGGCAAUUGAAAAGGAGCAUCAUCCAGGAGGGAUCAAGCCAUGUCAUCCAUGUGGUUCUUUUUGCACUACUUUGUUUCACGGUAAUCUACCUGUGGUCUAAAAUUUCCAGAAGAUGAAGAGUAUUGAGUUUGUUGUGCCCCUACUCUACCAAAGAAUCUGCUGAUUGGACAAAAGGCUCAUUCUGAACUCUGGCCAGAAGUUGAAAUGCAGUUCCACUGUAAAUCCUUCCCCAAUUACCUUGUCAGUUGUUAUAACAUUUUUAAAAAGCUUAGUUUAAUCUUCCAAUACUGCAGUUAGAAUUCUAACUUUUGCUUGGCAAAGGAAAGAAUGUUAUAUAUUAAACACAUACUAGAGUUAACUAGUCUGCGAGUAAUGAUCUCUCUAAUGAGGAAGCAUUGUUCAAUUCUUAUUAA